This is a messenger RNA of Sebastes umbrosus (honeycomb rockfish), 582 nucleotides long. RefSeq names its product C-type lectin domain family 4 member E-like. Lineage: Eukaryota; Metazoa; Chordata; Actinopteri; Perciformes; Sebastidae. Bases 1 to 507 code for a protein of 168 amino acids. The transcript is spliced from 4 exons. The record is from RefSeq and is a predicted model, not a curated record.
AUGAAAUUUGACGUCAUCACGGCACUGCUGCCGUCUUGUGAUUUAGAUGGCUCACGUCCAAGCUGUGAAGAAGGUUGGGAGCAACAUGGAGCAAAGUGCUAUCAUUUCUCCAGCGAUAAAUCAACCUGGGAAGAGAGCAGAAGUGAAUGUAGAGGUCUAGGAGGAGAUCUGGUGACGAUAGAGAGCAGAGAGGAGCAGGUAUUCCUGUUGGGGAGACUGAGAGACAAAAUGGACAAACCUGAGGACAAGUUCUGGAUCGGACUGACGGACUCCGAGGAAGAAAACAAAUGGUUGUGGGCAGACGGCUCACCACUGGACAAGAGUUUGACUUUCUGGAGCUUCAAAGAGCCGGACAACUGGAAGGGAAAAAACAAGAAGGAUGGAGAGGACUGUGUGAGGAUGGGGGAGAAGAACAGAGCAGACCUGAGGUGUUGGUUUGAUAAAGACUGCAGAGUGCCUCACAGAAGAAUUUGUGCCAAACCAACAAAAACUUUAAAGUGUGUCUGAAAUGCAGUUCAGCUCAAGUCUUAAGGCUCAGCCUGUUAAACAAGCUCAGUACAGGAUGCAGAAUGUGGAGCAAUG